AGUAGAAAACGACGUAGAAGAGAAAGAAGAACGCCGUCGUGUGCUAGCUAUAAUGACAAGUUGGUAACGAGUUAUUGAGACUUGACAGAGCAUAAAUGUAAAGCACAAAGCUGCAGAAAGAUUCAGGUACCGCUACGGGCAGGUCAUGCAGCGCUCUAAAAGGUAAUGAGCCGUAAAGCCUCAGGGUCUCGGCUCAGCGGCGCCCACAAACUGCGGCCACACUGGAACGACUGGCAGCCCAGAGGUGACGGUGUGUCAUCCGUUCAGGACGAAGUGAAAUCCAGAGAACCUGGUUCUGGGCCACUGUAUGACGUUUUGCCCUCCUGGUGCCCUGAACAGUUGGCAGUGCACAGUGAUGCCUACGCUGCUACAGAUGCACAUCAGGAGGAGGCUGGACAUGAAGCUGAGCCAGGUGUCUGUGAUACAGCAUUUGGUUGGAAGUCGCUGGGGGAAGAGUUGAGACCCAAUGACGUGACAACGGAUCUGACUACAUUUCAGCAUGGAAAUCGUGCUUUAGCUUCAAAGGAAAUGAGGAAAUCGCAGGACAGAGGGAUGGCUCACUCGGAGGAGUCUCGACUGGCCAACCUCCUGCGCAGAGUCUCCAGGGAGGAUGAUCGUGACCGUAGGCUGGCCACCUUAAAACAGCUGAGAGAGUUUAUCAGCCAUGGCGAGAGCAAAGUGACCAUGGUCAAACAGUUGGACACCACCCUCAGCACCUUGAAUGAUAUCUUAAAUGAGAGCAGUAAGCUGCUGUGGGAGUUGCGUCAGGAAGCAGCAGCCUGCGUAGGUCUCCUUUGCACGGUGCUCAGCUAUGAGGCGGAGCGCAUCUUCAAGUGGCUUUUCCUGAAGUUUAAUUCUAGCAUUCGUGAUGAAGUGAAACUACUGUACCUGGUGGCGGCGCAGCGUGCUUUGGAGGCUGCUGGAGAGAGAAAAGCCUUCUCUCAUAUCAUGCAGCUGGUGAUGAGCAACCUGCAGUCCAUCCUUGAGAAUGUGGACACACCAGAGCUGCUCUGUCAGAGUGUGAAAUGUAUUCUCCAGGUGGCCCGUUGCUAUCCUCAUGUCUUCAGCACCAACUUCAGGGACACAGUGGACAUCUUAGUGGGCUGGCAUAUUGACCACACCCAGAGGCAGGCACUAACGCAGCAGGUUUCAGCUUGGUUACAGAGUCUGGAGCAGUUCUGGGUGGCAGAUCUGACCUUCUCCACCACCCUCCUGGGGCAGUUUUUGGAAGACAUGGAGGCAUACGCUGAGGACCUGAAUCAUGUGACGUCCGGUGAGGUGCUGGAUGAAGACAUCCCUCCUCCUUCAGUGUCCCUGCCCAAGCUGGCGGCGCUGCUGAGGGUUUUCAGCACAGUGGUCCGCAGCAUCGGAGAGCGAUUUAGUCCUGUGAGAGGACCGCCCAUCACCGAAGUCUAUGUCACUGAUGUUUUAAACCGGGUUCUGGCCUGUGUGACAGCAGCGAAGCAGGUCCAAUUCUCAGAGGCCGUUCUCACAGCAGGGAAUGAGUGUGUGGGGGUGUUGCUGGCCAGCGUGGAGCCCAUAGGUCAGCUCAUGGAGGCCGUCCUUGCUUACGGCCUGGACCAGCUGGACUGCUGCCUGGCUUGUGGCUCUGAUUACAGCCUUGCUGUGCUCAGUCUUCUCACUCUGAUUGUGGAUCAGGUGAACACCAGACUUCCUGUGUCAUUUGUUGAGAGACUCCUGGCACCACACUCCCAGCUUCUGAAUCUACGUUUCCAUCCUGAGAAGGAGGUGAUGGCUGCUGUACACAGUGUUUACCAGGCACUGCUGAGCCUCAAAAACAUUCCCACACUGGAGGCGGCUUAUAAAAUGGUGUUGGGUGAGAUGGCCUGUGCUCUGUGUAGCCUGAUGGAGAGCCUGGUUCCCACUGACAGGAGCAUGGCUCCUGGGAGCACAUGUUCAACCAUCCAGCAUCCUGCAUUUGCUUCUCUCACUCUACCUGUGGAGAAGGCUCAGUUUACCCUUAUCUUUAACCUCAGCACCCUCACCACUAUCGGAAACACCAAGAAUUCUCUUAUAGGGAUGUGGGCAUUGUCUCCAACAGUCUUCACUCUGCUGAGUCAAAACUUGAUUCUGGUUCAUGCUGAGCUGGCGGUGUACUACCCUGCCAUCCAGUAUGCUGUACUCUACUCCCUGUAUUCACACUGCACCAGACACGACCAUUUUAUCUCAUCCAGCUUGUCGUCAUCAUCUCCCUCUCUGUUUGACGGGGCAGUCAUCAGCACAGUGACCACAGCCACAAAGAAACAUUUUGGCACAUUGCUAAGCCUCCUGGCUAAUCUGUUAUCAAAGGAGCACCUUUACCCUGAUGCCAGGAAGCUUCUGCUGACCUGGGCUCAGGAGAUCUCCUUGCUGAUGAUGAAGUCAGACACCUACAGCCCCCUCUUCUCGCUGCCGUCAUUCAACAGGUUCUGCAGAGGCCUGCUGGAUAAUGCUCUACAUGAAGAUCACAGUAUCUGCCUUCAAACAUGCCAUAGCUUACAGGUCCUCUCCACAUGUCUGUCUACUGAACUCCUGCAGAGGUGUGUGGAUGCCUGCAGAGUCCAGUUGGUUCACUCAGCAGUAAGAGUAAGGCAGGCCUUUGCCAAACUUCUCAGAAUGAUUCCUCUGGAUGUGGCUUUGAGUAACCACAGGCACUCCGAGAUCAGAGAGAUCUCUCUGGCAAUUCGCCACCACAUGAGCCAACCACCAAGCAGCACUUUCCACCCCCAGGACUUCAGUGACCUCAUCAGCUUCAUCCUGUAUGGAGUCCUUCAUCGUGGAGGCAAGGACCCGUGGUUGGAGCGUCUGUACCUCAGCUGCCAGCGGCUCGACAAACGUGAGCACCGUGGAAGUGUUGAUGGCAGCAGGCCACAGGUGAUGCCACGGGCAUUGCUAAAAACUGAGACGGUGCUGUGGCAGUGGGCGGUUUGGGAGGCUGCUCAGUUCACCGUGUUGUCAAAGCUCCGCACACCACUGGGUCGAGCUCAGGACACCUUCCAAACCAUUGAAGGGAUGAUCCGAUGCCUGGCUGCACACACUCUGAACCCGGAACAAGAUCUUGGAGCCUGGGCUGGUCCUGGAAGUGAUGGAGAUGGCCACCACUCAAACCAGCUCCGCCUUACCCUGCUGCUUCAGUACCUGGAAAACCUGGAGAAGCUCAUGUACAAUGCUUAUGAGGGCUGUGCUAAUGCUCUUACUUCUCCACCAAAGGCCAUUAAGACUUUCUUCUACACAAACCGUCAGACCUGCCAAGACUGGCUGACCAGAAUCCGCCUGGCCUUGAUGAGAGUUGGUCUUCUUUCUGGCCAGCCUGCAGUGACUGUUCGCCAUGGCUUCGACCUGCUUACAGAGUUUAAGAACAGCGGCGCCCAGGCUCCAGAGCUUGAAGUUCCUCUUGCAUUGCUGGUGGAGGCUCUGUGUGAGUUACGCUGUCCUGAAGCCAUCCAGGGCCUGGCAUCCUGGAGUCUCCUCACCUCUGGCAAGAGUCUUGGCUGGUUGUCAUCGGUUGCCCUGCAGGCUGAGGGACGGUUUGAAAAAGCAGCUUUAGAGUAUCAGGAUCAACUUUCUGCUGUCACUGGGAUGGACUGUGGCAUCAAAAGCUCUGAAAGCUCCCUGCUUAAGCUCUCCAACAACAUGAGCAGCCCCAAACACACCAACAAUGGUGACAGCAGGAAGACAGUGCUGCUAAAGUCCAGUGAGUGCUCCCCUGAGGUGAUCAACCUUCUGGCCAACAAGGCCUGUCAGUGUUAUGUUGCACUCUGUGACUGGGCCUCAGUCAGAGAGUGGCAGGCCACGGCCAGCGCCCUCAAACAGAACUCUACCAAUCCAGUCAGCAUCAAUCUCAAGACAGAUUUCAACUACAUCCAGGCUCUAUGCUGCUUUGAGGAGGGAGAUCUGACAGAGUGUGGGACACAGCUGGAGCUGCUGCCUGGAGAAGACUACAGUGCUUUUAGCAGCAACAAGGACAAACUUGAUCUGAAAAGGCUUCUGCCUUCCAUGAGUCCAGAUCCAGCUGAGCUGCAGAGAGCCAUCGAGGUGCAGCUGCUUCGCAGUGCUGUUAGUGCCAUGGCUAGAGCCAGUCACGAGCAGAGGACCACAUCCAAUCCAGAUACAUUGGUGCGAUGCUUGAAACAGACAGGAAGGAUCUGCUUGGGUCCUCUUCGCCUCUCCACCCUCACUCUUUCUGACAGCUUGCCCACGCUAGCCACGCUGCAGCUCCAUGUCACCACCGCUCUGGAAAUCACCCUCACGGGCCAAGAUGAUUGUGUGAUUCCUCUUAGCAGUGAGGCGUUAAACUCUUGUAAACAACAAGAUGUCCAGCUUUUCCUCCAAACACUAAGAUAUUCCACAUUCCAAAGACAACUGCUUCAAAAACUCCAAAAAGGCUACUCCUCCUCCAUAGAUGGCCAUCUUUUAGAGCUUUGUCUAACUGCUGCCAAAUUUGCCCGGAAAAAAGGCAACAUUGCUCUAGCAUCUCGCCUUCUUAGCCAGUGCAGUGAUGGGACCCAAGAAGAGAAGCAGGAAGAUGAUCUGUGUCAGACCUCUAAGCGGCUCUCGUUGGAGGGCACUGUGGGGGAGAAAUGGGGACCAGAGGUUCAGAUAGAAAAGGCCAAAGUGCUUAGAACUGCAGGCCAGUCAACGGCAGCCAUGGAGAUGCUGAGCAGGGCAGCUCUGUCCUACUGCCAGCUGGGGAAGAAUGAAGGUGCAGCCUGCCGUUCUUUGCUGACCCUCUGCAAAUGGCUGUUGGCUGACUGGAAGGACAUGACACCUCAGCUUAAACAGGUUGUAAAGAAGUCAGGAGCUAUAAACUCAUCUGCUUUGGGCAACAUGUCGCCUCUGAGUCGAAAUAUUGCUGACUUGCUGGGGCUUCCUCUGGAAGAUCAGAACGUUCCCCACAUCACUGCAGUAACAUCAGUGAAUGUAGGAGUGGGAGAACCAGACUUUGUUUUGGGCCAGCUCUACCAGCUGUCCACCAGCCUGGCUCCAGAAAUGGCCAAGUCCUGGGCAGCUCUGGCCAGCUGGGCUUACCGCUGGGGCAGGAAGGUGGUGGAUAACGCCAGCCAAGGGGAGGGUUUGCCACUCCUUCCAGGGGAAAAGAAGGAUAUAGAGGAGCUGCUCCCAGCAACCACCAGUGAAGAAGAUAAGGAAACCAUCUUCAGCAUUCUGGGACAGGCCAUGUGUCGCCCAACUGGUAUCCAGGAUGAGGACAUGGCUCUACAGCAAGAGGACGAUGAGGAUGACAUGGUGGAUGUGAUAUGGCGGCAGCUCACCAGCUCAUGCCCCUGGCUCGGAGAAGCGGGCCAGCACGUCACAGACGGUCUUAUUCGGGUUUGGAGACGAGUAGUGGACCGGAUCUUCGGCCUGUAUCGGGUAUCCUGCCAUGCCUAUUUCACCUUCCUCAAACUUAAUGCAGGACAGGUGCUUGUUGAUGAGGAUGACCCGAAGCUCCUGUUGUCCUGUCACAACAGCAAACAGAGCAAUGAUGAUGUUAUCGUCAUGGCAACCCUGCGUCUUCUUCGGCUACUGGUGAAGCAUGCUGGUGAACUGAGAGAAGGGCUGGAGCUGGGCUUGGCUUCAACUCCCACUGCCCCCUGGAGGCGCAUCAUCCCCCAACUGUUUUCGCGCCUCAACCAUCCAGAAGCUUACAUCCGGCAGAGUAUAUGCAGCCUGCUGUGUCGAGUGGCCCAAGACUCCCCACACCUGAUCCUUUACCCUGCUAUUGUAGGAUCACUGUCCUUGGGAGGCGAGGCUCAGAAUGCAGGGAGCAAAAUGCCACCGUCUCUGCCAGCCUUCCUGGGAAGCAUGCAGGGAGAGGACCUGGGCGGAGAGGAGGACGACGACGAGGAGGGACUGCAAAGUGCUAAAGGAGGAGGAGCUACAGAAGAGAUGGCAACUUGUUCCAGUCAAGAUCAAGCCAUGAUGCAAGACUGUUACAGCAAGAUAGUGGAGAAGCUGUCUCUAGCUAACCCAACUAUGGUGCUUCAGGUCCAGCAGCUGGUGGGUGAGCUGCGCAGAGUGACUCUACUGUGGGACGAGCUUUGGCUCGGUGUGUUGCAGCAGCAACACAUGCACGUCCUGAGAAGAAUCCAGCAGCUGGAGGACGAGGUCAAGAGGGUGCAGAACAACAACACACUGCGCAGGGAUGAAAAGAUUGCCAUCAUGCGUGAGAAGCAUUCUGCAUUGAUGCGGCCUGUGGUUUUUGCUCUGGAUCAUGUGUGUAGUAUCACCGCAGCUCCAGCAGAGACGCCACAUGAAACAUGGUUCCAGCAGACCUACGGUGAUGCCAUCAGGUCUGCCCUGGAGCGCCUGAAAAACCCAGCCAAUCCUGCUAACCCAGCUAGUAGCUGGCUUCCUUUCAAGCAGAUAAUGAUGAGCCUCCAACAACGUGCUCAGAAGCGAGCCAGCUACCUGCUCCAUCUGGAUGAAAUCAGUCCUCGGCUGGUCUCCAUGACUACAACUGAGAUGGCCCUGCCAGGUGAGGCAUCUGCCUCGGAUGCCGUCACUAUACAAAGUGUGGGCAACACCGUCACCAUCCUGCCCACUAAGACCAAGCCAAAGAAGCUAUUUUUCCUGGGCUCAGAUGGCCGCAACUACCCAUAUCUCUUCAAAGGCCUGGAGGAUUUACAUCUAGAUGAGCGCAUCAUGCAGUUCUUGUCGAUCGUCAACACCAUGUUUACCAAGAUCAACCAGCAGGAGCAGCCACGUUUUCAUGCUCGCCACUACUCUGUCACCCCCCUUGGAACCCGAUCCGGACUAAUCCAGUGGGUAGAUGGUGCCACUCCACUUUUUGGACUUUACAAGCGCUGGCAGCAGAGGGAGGCUGUACUGCAAGCUCAGAAGGCCCAGGACUCCUUCCCACAGCCGCAGCCUGUCCCCCCAGUGCCCCGCCCCAGUGAGCUGUACUACAGCCGCAUCGGUCCAGCUCUGAAGGCAGUGGGGAUGAGUCUCGAUGUGAGUCGUCGAGACUGGCCCCUCAGUGUCAUGAAGGAUGUGCUGAAGGAGCUGAUGGAAGCUACACCUUCCAACUUGCUGGCAAAGGAGCUCUGGUGUUCCUGCAUCACACCCAGCGAGUGGUGGAGAGUCACACAGUCAUACGCCAGAUCCACUGCUGUCAUGUCCAUGGUGGGAUACAUAAUCGGCCUCGGUGAUCGUCACCUUGACAACGUGUUGAUUGACAUGACCACCGGAGAAGUGGUACACAUCGACUACAACGUAUGCUUUGAAAAAGGGAAGAGCCUUCGGGUGCCAGAAAAGGUUCCCUUCAGGAUGACCCACAACAUCGAGAGUGCUCUAGGAGCGACUGGAGUGGAGGGUAUCUUUAGGCUGUCCUGUGAACAGGUGGUUCAGAUAAUGCGUAGGGGCAGAGAGACCCUCCUCACCUUGUUGGAAGCCUUUGUCUAUGAUCCUCUGGUGGACUGGACCGCUGGCGGGGAGGUGGGCUUUGCCGGGGCGGUGUAUGGAGGAGGCGGCCAGCAGGCUGACAGUAAAAAGAGCAAGAGAGAGAUGGAGAGGGACAUCACUCGCUCUCUGUUUUCCUCCAGGGUCGCUGAGAUCAAGGUGAACUGGUUUAAGAAUCGAGACGAAAUGCUGGCUGUUCUUCCACAAGUGGAAGAAGCUGUGGACGAGUACUUAGUCCUGCAAGACUUGCUGUGCCAAGGAGAAAAACUACAGGCCACAUUACAGGAGGAGAUGGACUUCUUGGAGGGGGCUGAGAACCAUCCGGACCAUGUGAUCCUCACCCUGGAGCAAAGGUACUCUGAACAUACCCAGCUGCAGUCACAGCAGAGGACCGUGCAGGAGGCUAUUCAGGCCAAGCUGGCUGACCUGGAGCAGUGGAUCUCCCAGUACCACGCAGCAUUUUCCAGCCUGGAGGCCACACAGCUUGCAAGCCUGCUGCAGGACAUAAGCAGUCCCAUAGAUCUUGGUCCUCCAAGCUAUGUGCCAGCCACUGCUUUUCUGCAGAAUGCAGGCCAGGCCCACCUCAUCAGCCAGUGCGAGAGCCUGGAAGCAGAGCUGAGCUCCCUGCUGCAGCAGCGCCGGGCUGCCCUGCGUAGUUGCCUCGAGCAGCUCCACAGCUAUGCCACAGUGGCUUUGCUGUACCCACGAGCUACCCUGCUAUUUCACAGAGUCCACCAGUGGAAGGCUUGGUUAGAGGAACUGCUGAGAGACAUGACAGUAGAGCACUGUCAGCACAUCUACAGGCGGUAUGAAGUGCUGUUUGCCCCUCAGCCUCCCCCAGCCUCCUCCCAGUUUCUGUCCAGUGUGGAGUUAACUUUGCAGCAUCAAGUGGCUGAGAUCAAUGAGCGAAUGAUGCACCAAGCAGAGCGGCUGAAGGCGGAGGGCACCACAGUAGCAGCUUGCGAGGACCAGUUGCAGGAGAUUGAAAACUGCAUUGCAGUCUUCCUGCAGGAGAAUGGAGAGCCAGGAUCCCUGAGCCUCGCUGCAGUCAUCACCUCUGCCCUCUGUACCCUCUGCAGACGUAACCUGGUGAUGGAGGGUGCAGCAGCCAGUGCUGGAGAGCAGCUCGUAGACCUGACGUCUCGGGAUGGAGCUUGGUUUUUGGAGGAGUUGUGCAGUAUGCUGGGGAAUGUCUGUGGUCUGGCAACACUGCUACAGCGCUGCCCGCUCCUACCUCAUGACCUGGAGCUCCCUGCACCGUCAGAUACCACCCAGGCCAUGUACCUGGCCAACGCUGUUUACACCUGCCUACAGGAACUGAACACCAACUUCAGGCAGAUUAUAUUCCCUGAGGCACUGCGCUGCAUGAUAAAAGGAGAGCCCACCCUGGAGUCCAUGUUGGCGGAGCUGGAGCAGCUGGUGGAGCAAAGCUCAGACGGUCUCAGCCUGCAGGGUCUGGCUGAUAGUCUGCAGGCCACAACAGGCUUGGACCAUGAUGGGCAAAGUCACUUCCUACACAUCACCAGAAUGCUGCGUGCCCAGUACUCCGAGCUUAUCCAGCCUCACAGCAUGGAUGGACAGGGCCAAGAAACACCAAAGAUGUCAGCCGGUCAAAUGCUGCUGGUUGCCUUUGAUGGCAUGUUCACCCAACUAGAGGCUGCUUUUGGCCAACUCACAGAGAAGCUGAGCUCUUUGGAGGUGCCACUGUCCUGGAGGAAGGUGGAUGUUCUGAGGGAGGCUCGGGCAACACAGCUCAACUUCUUUGACAGCCCGAAUCAGCGCCAGCUCUUGGAGGAGGUGUUUUUCCUGAAGAGACUGCAGACCAUCAGAGACUUCUUCCUCCUCUGCUCAUCCUUUGCUCAAACUCUGUCUGGUACCUGCCUACCGGCUGAAGACCUGAUCCCUACAAAUGGACCUGUUGGUUUGGGGAAGCCUCUGUACCGACGGCCCAGUGGCACAGGGUCAGGUGUAGCAGUGAUCAGCGAGGAGCAGAUGAUCCGCCCCAUCAAGGCCUUCACAGCUGAGUUUGUUCGCCAGAUGCUGAUGGGUCUGCCCAAUCAGGCCAUCGGUCUGGCCCUCUGCAGCACUCUCUCUGCUCUCGGUCUGGACGUGGUGGCUCAGGUGGAGGCAAAGGACUUUGGUGCAGAGAUCAAGGUUUCUCUGGAUGAGCUUUGUAAAAAGGCAGUGGAGCAGAGUCUGGCAUCAGGCCGAGUCUCCCAGCUGCUGCUGAACAGAUCCACAGUCCUGGCCUCUUCCUACGACACAGCCUGGAAGAAAGUUGACCUACUGAGGAGGUUGGACAUUAAUCUGGAGGCUGCAAAGGCCAGUCUACAGAGGAGCCAGCUGCAUACUGCAAUGUUUCAGUGGCAGCAUGAGGAUGUUCUUGGUCCCAACAAUCAACCAUCGAGUGUCAGCAUUGCUCCUCGCCCUGUGAUCCUCAGCAACAUGAAGAAGAAGCUGUACAGGCUGAGUCAGGAUGAAGGAGCCAUUGUUGCCAUUCAGGAGAAACUGGUUUCUCUAGAGGCCAGCAUUGAGCAGCGUUUGAAGUGGGCUGGUGGAGCCAAUCCUGCAUUGGCUCCAGUCCUGCAGGACUUUGAGAUGACAAUCCGAGACAGACGAGCCAUGGUGGCUAGAGACAACCAGCGUACCAGCCAGGUCACCUUCUUAUGCUCCACCAUCCUUAACUUUGAAGGCCUCCGGACCCGAUCCCCUGAGGCGCUCAGUAUGGACACAGCUCUUUUUGAGCUGCUGAAGCGCUGCCAGCAAACCUGCUCAUAUGCUUCCCAGUUCAGCAGCACAGUUUCUCCAUUGGAGCUGCAACUUCUACACAGACUGGGUCCAGUGGUAGACCUGCCAAUCGGAAGUCCUGAUUGGCUGAGCGGUGCACAGAGGCAGCUGGAGGAGGAACUGAGUAUCGAGCGCAGGAAGCAGGAAGAGCGGGAACAGCAGCUGGAGGCCUGUGGAGAGACACUGCAGCUGCUGGUCGAUUCCAUUAAGACCAUUCUGUCUAACCACAAUCGCCAGCUGGCUGAUGUCAAGCAUCUGCUGAAAGCCAUGGCUAAGGAUGAGGAAGCUGCACUAGCAGAUGGUGAAGAGGUGGCAUACGAGGGCAGCGUACGUCACUACCUGUUGGAGUACAAAGCUUGGCAGGACAACAUCCAACUCGUGUUGUUUACUGUGGUCCAGGCCAGUGGACAGCACCGCAACCAGGAGCAGCUAGAUCUGCUGGAGGACAUUCCUGCUACCCUGAAGGAGCUGCACACACAGAGCCAGAGUGUUUACAAUGGCCUGGUGGGCUUUGCCUCCCCACUGGUGACUGUCAGAGAGGCUGAAUGCUCCAGUCCUGUUUCUUCGGCUCAGACGAGCUUUGCAGCAGCUGUUCGAUGCAGUGGAGUGAAGACACAGCCAGACUCCAUGUCCCAGAAUGCACGCAAAGCACUGCCUCGUAACCUGGGAACCCCCACUGAUACCCCACCUAGCACUCUGGUGAUGAACAGCAAAGGUCUCAACCCCAGCCCAAAGAGGGCUGUACGAGACCCGAAAACGGGUCGAGCUGUGCAGGAGAGGAACUCGUAUGCAGUCAGUGUGUGGAAGAGAGUGAAAGCGAAGCUGGAGGGCAGAGACAUUGAUCCCAACAGGAGGAUGAGCGUCACAGAGCAGGUGGACUUUGUCAUCAAAGAGGCUACCAACAUGGACAACCUGGCCCAGCUGUAUGAGGGCUGGACAGCCUGGGUGUGAGCACUGUGCUACUUCAUGUCUAUGGUCCAGCGAAGGCUUGGAGAUCCACCAGAGUCCUGCGGGACUGGGGUGUCGGAAUAGCAGCACCGGGCCACCCGAGGGGGAGGAAAAUGGGAGGCGGAAUCUUAGUCCGCCCUCCUAAGCUCCUGGGCAUCCAAACUGGGGCAGCAGCCUCGUGGCAUCGCUGCAACCACACUCCCCUUCAACCACUGGCGCUCAGGCUAGUGCAACGCUUAGUGAGCCUGCUGACCCACCCUCCUUUUAGGAGCUGGGUCGGGUAAAACACCGCUGUCGGAAGGGGGAGGGGGGAAGGAGGAGAAAUGCCUCCUAACCCUCCUCUUGGAAAUACCUUCCCCCUCCACCUGCAUAGCUCACUAUAUCAAGUUUUCCCCAUAAACAUCCUGUUGCGCCUGUUGAAGUCUGUCUGAGGGCAGGAUGCAGCAGGAGUGAGCCGUUCACCUCUGAAGCAGGGGUUUACUGGGGUCUCGGAUGGAUGGGGCUUUUCCAUGGCCACAUUUGUUCUUUUCUCUAAUCUUCUUCCUCAGCAACAUUGUGAUCCUGAUUGGCCAGUGGAUGAUGCAGUUAGGUAUGAAAGAUGAAAUUAAAGGUUGAUCAGGAGUCCUUGAGCUCCACUGACAGCCACCUGGGGGCUAAAGUGAGAAACUAUAAUCAAACUGGGCUUUGAUCGGUAGAACUGUGAAGAUGCUGACACACCUGAGUGUCAUGUUUGGAUUAAAGGAUUAAAUUGAGUCCUUUUUUGCCACAGCAGAACUGUUAUUUUGGAUUAGACAGAAACAUCCUGUCAUGUCACAGUUUUUGGUGAUCUCAGAAUAAAAGCAGUUAGUUACUUAAACAAGGACCUCUUAGUUGAUCAUUUUCCCGUCGGUCUAGAUCUUUAGUCUGUGCUGUGCUUUGUAACUUUCUGUAAGAGUAGAUUUCUUUCCCUUGUUUUUUUUUUUUUUUUUUUUUUGAGCUGCCUGUUGCAAUUUAUGAAUCUCAACUUUUCCUCUUUUACAUUUUUAAUCGGAAACGUUAUGUUUGUGGUGACGGUGAAACGUGUUUAUUCUUAAAUCUUUUACUGAAUUCUGUUGGAUGCCAAAUAAAUGUGGAACUGAGAACUGUAA
Molecule: messenger RNA, 12260 nt
Organism: Girardinichthys multiradiatus
Lineage: Eukaryota; Metazoa; Chordata; Actinopteri; Cyprinodontiformes; Goodeidae
Product: serine/threonine-protein kinase SMG1-like
Exons: 64
Coding region: 166-11136 (3656 amino acids)
Biological process (GO): phosphorylation; nuclear-transcribed mRNA catabolic process, nonsense-mediated decay
Cellular component (GO): nucleus
Molecular function (GO): protein serine/threonine kinase activity; protein binding
Source: RefSeq, a predicted model, not a curated record